Molecule: messenger RNA, 429 nt
Organism: Arvicola amphibius (Eurasian water vole)
Lineage: Eukaryota; Metazoa; Chordata; Mammalia; Rodentia; Cricetidae
Product: 40S ribosomal protein SA-like
Exons: 1
Coding region: 4-429 (141 amino acids)
Biological process (GO): ribosomal small subunit assembly; cytoplasmic translation
Cellular component (GO): 90S preribosome; cytosolic small ribosomal subunit
Molecular function (GO): structural constituent of ribosome
Source: RefSeq, a predicted model, not a curated record
UGAAUGCUGGUCCUGGAAGUACUCUGCAUGCAUGGCACUAUCUCCCAUGAGCACCCAUGGGAGGUUAUGCCUGAUCUUUACUUCUACAGAGACCCAGAGCAGAUUGAGAAGGAAGAACAAGCUGCUGCUGAGAAGGCCAUGACCAAGGAGGAGUUUCAGGGCGAAUGGACUGCACCAGCUCUUGAGUUCACUACUGCUCAGCCAGAGGUGGCUGACUGCUCUGAGGGUGUGCAGGUGCCCUCGGUGCCCAUCCAGCAGUUUCCUACUAAAGACUGGAGUGCCCACCCAGCCACUGAGGAUUGGUCAGCAGCUCCCACAGCACAGGGUACGGAGUGGGUUGGAGCUACCACGGAGUGGUCCAGAGCUCCUCUGCAGACACCUGAGCAAAGGGGGAAAAGGUGGAAGGAAAACAAAGUUCCUACAAGCUGA